Molecule: messenger RNA, 14327 nt
Organism: Lymnaea stagnalis (great pond snail)
Lineage: Eukaryota; Metazoa; Mollusca; Gastropoda; Lymnaeidae
Source: the annotation of a GenBank genome assembly
CAAGAGUUUCAUUCUGUGAAAUUUACAAAAUUACAUGUCAAUCACUACAACGCAACAAGAUACAGCUCUUUUUGUCUUUUUCUGUUGUUUAUGAUUUAUGAACCAUUUGGUAAUGUAUCCAUCCUUCACAAAAUUCAUUAUUGUAUACUAAUUAGGCUACCUAUCAUUUAUUGAUUUAUGCUCACGCCUCUGCCUCUACACUCUAACUUACUUAAACUUAAAUUUAUUUAACAUUUUAAAAUUUAAUUAUAAUGUACUCGUCAUUACUCAUACUCAUACUAUCAUACUCAUACUACUAAUACUAGGCUUAGACUAAGGCAACAAUGUAGGCCAAAGUGUAAGUAAGUAGGCCGCCUGCACUGCAAGUAUGCAAGUGCAACACACCGUUGACGUUGUCCACAGUCACACUCACAACUAGCCUACACACUAACACUAAGUUAGUUUAGUUUAAGAGUUGACAGUCAAUUAACAAUUUAACACUAACAGUGACUCACGUCACACUCACACACCCGGGUCCGAAUGGUGGCGAUGCGUGUCCGGAUCCAUUUUGUCUAAAUCAACUAAAUGCUAUUCGGAUGUCAUUUGUGGUAGUUUAUUUUAGUUAAACUGAAGAUUUAAGUUUAAAAACAUAUAGAUCUAGUUUUUCAUUUGUUUAACUUUUUUUUUUAAUGUGACGCUCUUGGUUUGGUCAGUGGUGGAGUUUUCUGAGAUUUGUGAGGGGGGGGGGGGGGGGGGGGGGUAAAUAUUUCCCAAAAAUAAUGUAUGUACUAAUGUAUGUAAAUAUAUAUGUACUAUAUAAAUAUUAUAUUUGUUUGUCUUUUUGUUCUACUAAAAAAAUUGAGACAAAAUUAUUUUACAAAUUGAACAAUCUCUUAGUUACUUAAAUUCCAAUGUAGGCCCAUUUGAAUUUAUGAAUGAAAAUCUGACACCUUAAUUAAUAACACUUAUUAUUUAUGUGUUCUUAUUAACUUAUAAGCUUAAUUUAAUCAUUUUUAAAAUCUGAUGCUUUUCUUGCAUAACAUUUGCUGUGAUCUCUAGGCCUACAUCUAUUCUCAUAUUUGGUUUUCAGAUCACUUUGUGAGUUGUAGAACUUUAUGACAUAAGUUCCAAAGCAACCGAGCCACAUCAAAAUGGAUUUUGGCUCUGAUUUAAUUUUUCUAGAUGAAGGGAAUGAGGUGGAGGAGGAGGAACAGCAAGAGUCAGAGGAGGAGGAAGAAAGAAUCUAUGGUAAAUAUUACAAUAUCUACAGUUGAUCACACAGAUAAGAUAUUUAAAACCUAAUGAAUUUUCUUUUACUGCACAUACAUUUUUUAUCAUUAAUGAUAGUAGCUUUUUAAAGAUAGAAGAAUAUAAGAAUUUAAUGACAGCAAGAUUUAAAAUACAAUGAGUAUGCUAAUUAUACGGUUACAAUAAACAUACACCAAAAGAAAAAUAAAGAAACGAUAAAGUAAUAUAUGUUAACAUCUAACAUUUCACAGCAUCUAUUUAUAAUUAUGUGUUUACAGCUAACAUUUCAAAGAAGCCAUCUAUGAUUAUGUGUUAACAUCUAACAUUUCGCAGAAGCUAACUAUGAUUAUGUGUUAACAUCUAACAUUUCACAGAAGCUAAAAAUGACUAUGGCCCAUCACAUGGUGUAUUCGUUGCUGGGUUUGAGUGUGAGAUUAUGGAAUAUGAUGAGAGUGGAACGGAAACACCAGUCACAUUUGCUGGAACAGAGGUGAGAGACAGUUAAUGCAAUAAAGUUGAGAAUAGUUUGUUGGGGGGUUUUUUUGUUGUUUUUUUAUCUUUAUUACAACUUCCAAGAAAUAUUUUUCAUACAAGAUUUGAAUUUUUCCGUACUUACAGAGGGCACAAGUCAGUGAACUCAAACUUUCAAAUAUAAAUAUAUCACCACUAAUUUGGGGCAAACUAACAAAAAUAUAUAUUUAACUUAUGUAAUCAAAGUAAGCCUGAUAAGAUAUAUUUUAAUCAAAUAGCAUAAAAUAAUUACCCUGUACACAAAAUUACUAUCAAAGGCAAAAACUUUAUUCGACUCAUUUGAAUUAAUUUUCACAACCUAUAACAUAUUUUUAAAAUGUAUUUUGUUAAUUUAACUAUUCAAAAAAAACGAAAUAUUAUGUCCCUAGCUAGAAAUAAUGUUCUGAUAAAUUGUGUUUUCGUGACAAGUGAAAUGAAGGGAUAUAAAACUCAAAUCUGUUAAAAAGAGCAAACAAAAGAGGGCUGUGUAGUAUGUAAAAUAAAUAGAUAUUAAAUAAGUUUAAAAAAUAAUGUACAUUUCAAUAAAUUAAAGGUUGUCAAAACAGCAUAGACCAUUAUGUUUGGACUAAUUUAUCAUAAAUUAGAAUGAGUUAGUAUUUCUUAAUGGAAUGUUUCGUGUCUCAUUUCAGGAGAAAAAGCUUCCGAAGAAAAAGAACAUCAACACCAACACCAUUAGCCUGACCAUGUCUUCACUCAGGGAGCCCCCAGAACAAGUGCGCUGCCUGUCCGAGAUGAUAAAGUGUGAUAAUCCACGGUGUGAGGCUGUCUUCUCUGAUGUUGACAAGUGUGAUGAUGACAUGGUGAAUAGCUUUUAAUUCAGUUUCUUGUUCUGCUCAACAAUUCUGAAGAGCAGGUUGAAAAGGGUUAAUUUUUAUUUUAUAUUAUUGUGAUGGGAGUGAAGAAUGAUUUCAAAAAUUUGUGGGGGAGUGGGGGGGGGGGUUGCUUUUGAAAUUUUUCUAAAAAUUUAGAAAUUUUAAAAUAUUCAUCUUAAUGAAAUCAAUGUAAUGAAAUAUUGCUAUGAAAAUAAUUAAUUUUGAUCUUACAUACUCUUCAGAGCAUGAUUAUGUUCCACAAACAACUAUUCGUUUCAUUUAGGACUAUGGACGCCAAUAUGGUAUUUAUUUUUAUAACAUUUUGUUUAUUUCUCAUGACCAGGAGUGGAAUUGUAGGUUCUGUGGGAUGAGGAACAGACCAUGCAAACGUCCAUUGAUAAAUACUCAAGAUGUUUUGUAUGUUAAUGACUUAGAGAAAAAACCCAACAUGGAUCAAGUCAAGGAAGAUCACAAAAUUAUUUUUGUUGUUGACACAUCAGGCAGCAUGGGACGCACAAUGACGGUGAAUAUAUUAGUCCACCAUUUGCAUUAAUCCCAGAAUACUGAUUUGAUUAUGAAGAGAAUGUUAAUGAGGUUGGCAUUUAUUUUUUUUACAGCAGGUCCAUUAAAAGUCCAUGAUUUUAUGAUCAAGCUAUUUCCAUCUUUGACACCUCUCUCACAAGUUUGUGUUCUUAUUGUGUCAGGUUCAAAGGAAAAGUGAGAUCUUGAAAGAAAUUGUUGCCAAAGAGCUGGAGGACUACCACAAAAUGAUGCAGCAGUAUGGAGUCCAGAUAGAUCCCAACCAACAAACCAAUGAGGUUUCCUGGCUGCAGGCAGUGAAGGCAGCUAUCAUUGAGCAGAUGCUGCUCCUGAAAGAAAACCAUCCACACCGAUUUGUUGGACUCAUUACCUUCAGUGAUGUCGUGAGUUGUUUUUGUAACUGAAAUGUAGAGUGUGGUCUACAGAUUUAUGCCCUAGGUAUACAAUUUUUUUAAAAUUUCCUUAAAAAUGUUGAAAAUAGAAAAAUAAUGCCCCAUUGAAAAUGAAAAAAAAAUUUUUUUAAAUAUCACUAGAAAUAAUGUGAAUAAAAGUUGUAUUUAAAUUAGAAUUUCAAUCCCCUAGACCAAGUAUGACUGACAAAUUGGUUUAGUUCAAAAAUGUUUGAAAGUCAAACCUGGAACAAAGGUUUUAUAAUUAUGCCUACAAUUUAGAUUAUUAAAUGCAAACCUAUGGGUUAAUAUUUUCUAAAUAUACUGCUUUAUUUAAAAGAAUGGCUAGUUUAUAAAAAGGCUAAAUCAUACUGCAUAGGAAUAACCAGAACACUUAAGGUACAUGUGUUGCUUUUUUUUUUUUUUUUUUUAUUUAAUGAAAUUAUUAACAAUUAGGUGAGUAGGAUUGUGUUCAUUUCAAAUGAAUAAAAAAAGAACAAUUAUUAUUAAAUUAACAAGUUAUUUUGAAUACAUAGGUCACAAUUCACGGUGAUGCUUGGAGUUUGCCAAUCCAUUUGGAAGGCGGACAACUUCAGGAUUACCCAGAACUCUUGAGGCUUGGUCAACAACAUGGGCAACUAAGCCCUAUCAGCGCCUGUUGCAGAAAUAUUGAAGAACGGAUUAGAUUGUUAGUUUUAAAAUUAUUGUCUCUAAUUUAUUUUGGUUGUUUAAAAAGUAUAUAUUUGAUGUGUAUAUUUUAUUUUAUUUUUUUUGGACCAGGCUAAAGGUGAUAGGAAUGCCAACAUUAAAGUAACGUGGGGUUGGGGGGGGGGGGGGGGGGGGUUUGUUGAAGAAUAAAAUAUUGGGAUUACUUGCUUGAAUAAAAAUAAAAAAUAAAAAAUUUAAAAAAAUUAAUUUUUUUAAAUAAAAAUCUUUCGAUUUUUUAGUCUCUUAUUUGUAUUUUAUAUUAUAAUUACAUCAUAUCAUCAUUAUCAUAAUAAUAAUCAUCAUCAUUAUCAUCACAUAUAAAUUAUCAUAAUUUUACUUCAAACUGGGGAGAAUCCAAAAAUAAUUUAGAAUUCCAAACUACAAUAAAAAAAAAUUACUUUAUCCUCCUUUAAAGAGUUACUUCUAAUUCUCUCAUUGGCCAAUUUGGCAUAGUUUUUAUAUCAAUCUCUUUCCUAGACUAAAUGCUGAUGGUCAGACAGCCCUGGGACCAGCUUUGGUGGUGGCUCAGGGAAUGGCUAGUGAUUCAAAGGGCUCUAAGAUCAUUGUCUGCACUGAUGGUAUUGCAAAUAUAGGCAUAGGUAACCUGGAGAAUGCCUCAGCUGACAGUGACAAGUUCUAUGAGAAUAUUAUCAGCAAAGGCAAAUCCUGGGGGUAAGUCACAAAGUUGCCCUACGUGAACAUGGUAGUCAAUGGUAUGAAACACAAUGUUGUAAUAAGUGAACAUAGAGGUCCAAUGGGAGUAAAUGGGAGCAAUUAAUUUACAACUGCUGAAAGGCAGGCCUACAUGAGACAUUUAAAAAACUGAUGAAUUACAUAAUUCAUAAAUACUGAGAGGUAGGCCUACAUAGGAAAUUUAGAAACUGGUGAAUGUCCUACUUCAUAGAUACUGAGAGGUAGGCCUACAUAGGACAUUGAGAAACUGAUGGAUCUCAUGAGUCAGGUUAAAGCAAUUUUUAAUAUAGGAUACUAAGGCUAGAAAAAAAAGAAAAAACUUUUCUGUAGUGCUAUAAUAGCUGUAAGCUGUAUUUACUUGCCUAGUAGUUUACUGCUAUUGAGUUAUAAUGGGCUUAAUAUAAUAUAAUCAGCAAUUACAUUAAUUUGAUUUUUGUUACUGUGCUAUCUAAAUUCAAAGCUGUAGCUAUCACUAUUUUUUUUUAAAGUUUUGUAAACAUUUUAUUUUACAUUUUCAACUCAGUCUGUCAAUGUCAGUCCUGUCCUUUGACAACUGUCAACUGUCCAAGCUGGGUAAAGUGGCAGAAGAAACAGGAGGAAUUGUAAGUGCAGACCAUAGUUUUAUUAAAAUAUUUUAUGUUCAUGUAGGUGUAUAUAGCACCAAUGGUGUCAACUUUUUUUCUUUUUUUUUAAAAAAAAGAAGUUUUUGAUUUUGAGCCGGCAAUUGAAAUUGAAAGAAAAAAUGUAGAUACUUAGCAGAAGAAAUGCAUGUUUCAAAUUUAAAAAAAAAAAAAAAAAUUUAAGUUACUUUUUUUUUUUUUUUUAAAAAAAAGAAGUUUUUGAUUUUGAGCCGGCAAUUAAAAUUGAAAAAAAAAAUGUAGAUACUUAGCAAAAGAAAUGCAUGUUUCAAAUUUAAAAAAAAAAAAAAAAAUUACAGUUACUUCAUGUAGGAUAUAUAUAGAAAUUGCAAUGAAUGUUUGUAUUCCCAUUUUCCAUAAAUUUAGUAUCUCAGUUAUAAAAGCUAAAUAAAAUUAGUAUCUACAUAACUACUUGGUCUUCGGUGCCGUCUGAUUUUGUGGACCUACCUGGGCACUUCCUAGGGGCCCCAAAUGUUUGUCAUAUGAAUACUUAAAUUCCUAGUUGAGGAGGGAAUGUGGGUACCUGUGCAUUAAAUUGCCUUGGUGCUGUUGGUGUUAUCCAUUUUGAAUUCAGAAAGGGCAUCAUUUCUAUUUAAGACAAAGUUUCGUAUUAUUUAAAAGAACAAUACUAGUAUUUUUUUUAACUCAUUGGAAGUGCCAGACUGAUGAGAAAGUCAAAAUGUUUUGUUCUGUCAUUUUAAAAUAGGUGGACCUGAUUAAGCCCACAGAGUUGGGGGGACGCCUACAAAGUGAGUUGAACAGAACCACCAUUGCCACCAACGCCUUCAUAAAAUUUGUUGUUCACAAAAGCAUGUAAGAGGCCAUGUUUUGUUGUUUUUUUAUUUAUUUGUUGACAUUUUUAAUAAUUUUAGCAGAUGUAAAGUGGCAAAUAACUAAUUUUUUGUCUUAAAUUGUGUCUGAAAAUAUUCUGAGAAAUUUAUUGUAAAAAUAUUACAAUAACAAAUGUAAUUUUUACGUUUUUUUAAAACAAAAUUGUUAGCAGCUCAAUCACAUAUGAUUUGUUUUCUGUUGCUGUUUAACAAUAAAUCACGAACCAUUUCCUAAAUAAAUAGUGGAUCAAGAUAUGUUUAGGAAAGAUAAUUGUCUUGUCUUUUAUUUUCAUUAGCUGGAUGUUUCAGCGAGAUGCCUUCAUCAGCUUAAUUGUUGUAUUUACUGUUUAUUUACGUUACCUGGGUUGAAGUUUGAAGUUGAAAGCAAUCACUUAGAUAUUAACCAUUUCCUGUUUCCUAAUUUUAGAAAAUUUCUGAACAUUUAUUUAAGUUUUAUAAAAUAACAAUUUGCACAAUCCAAUUCUGCUGCCAUCUAGGUAUUGGAUCAUAUUGUGAUCAAACUGUUGACAUUAGGAAAUAGCAAGCACAUAGCUCAUUGUUAUGUUUAUUAUCUUCUUUGCUUUUUUAUGAUUCCCUGUGGUUCCUAUAUCCUGGUCCAGAAAUUGACACAGAUGCCUUUUUUUAAUAGAAAUUAUUAUCAGCAGAUUAUAUCUUAAAUUUGGCAGCUUCAUCUGUAAAUAUUAAAACUUUUGUUGAAUUUGUGACUUUCUUUCUACUUUAGGUACAUCCAAGUCGUCAAUGAAAAUGAGAAAGAAAGCACAUACAUGCACCAAAUUGGUAACAUACAGAUGGACAAGAAAAUUCCCUUCUGUUUUGCGUCUCGUUUAAGCAACCCCUCAAAUCAAAUAAACCAAGUGCCAGACCAGCAACUUCAGUUACCCCAACAGAAACACCAUCAUCAGCAGCCACCUCAGAAUUACCUGAAUGUGUCAGGUGCGCCUAUUAUGAUUAUAACAGGUGAUCAGAAUGUGUGUCCAAUGCAUGGAAUCAUCAAUCGGCCUGGACGUAACCACUCACCCCUAACCAUCACAGAGUUGCCACCUGAUUCAAACGACAGUGCAACAGGCCCCUUGCCGAUCACAGGUCCAAAGCAGACUGAUGAUGGCAAGUCACAGAUAGCAUUGAUGAACCAAGGCAGGGCCAAUAAAUCUGCUGACACUCAAGAACGUGAUCAUUUACUUGGUGAAAUGCCUCUGGGGGGUGUUCAAAAUUUAGGUAGAUAAGAAGCCUUUAGAUUACUUUACAUUUAUUUACUUUUGAGCUCAGGGGGAGGAAUCGGUAACCAACUGGCACUUUAUGGGUUUAUAAACAGCAUCAUAUAAAUUAUAAAUGGCAUUUAGUCAAGGUAUGCCACCGCCUGAAUAUGUUAGUGCUACGUGGAUAAAGUUGGCUAUUAGUCCACAAGGCUUCAGUCGUCACUCACCUCAGCCAGUGUGAUUUUCAUUUUAAAUUCAUUUUAAGUCUUUCAACUUUAUUUUCUGAACCUUUAUCAAGACCCAUGCAUGCAUCGGACACACAUUCUGAUCACAACCCAUGAAAUAAUUUCUCCGUCCGCCCACCACUCCCCUCGCCUGUUGAAAUAUUUUUCACCUUUAUGGACACAAUCUUCUUCUCUGCGUCAUCUUGGUUCUUCAACACAUAAGCUUACUUGUAAUAAUCACCUAUCCAAGUUGAGAACUCUCUUGUCAGCUCAAUACAAAGGUCAACAAGAUCUUAGAAAAUUAUUAUACUAAAAUAUUGGAGGUCGUGUUCUUUCUGUUAUCAUUCAGCAGGGUGUUGAGUAUUGUUUUAUUGUUGGGUUGGGGAUACUUUUAUAGCAAUUUUAAGUUUCAGGAUAAGGGUUUAUUUUAGUGAUGUUGAAAGUGAGCUUCAGUUAGAAGGAAUAUGAGAAUUUCUUUAAGUGUGAUUUUGCAUUUUAUUGUUUUACUUAGCCUAAAAUUUCUUCCAAUGAAAUCUUUAAACUUUGCCUGUUGUUUUGAAUUUGGGGAAUGAUUUUUUUUUAAAUUUCAAUCUAAAUCAAGGAGCAAAUAAUUUCGGAAACAGAGAUGAGAAAUCAAAUGAACCUGCACCAUCCACUAGCAGUGACCAAACCUCGGUAAAAUCAUGUGAUGAGCCCAUACCGUCAACAUCCUCAGACAAUGUCCAAGCUGCUGCCUCCUCCCCACCCAUGGACACAAAUGAACUCAAUGGGUUCCCAUUCCAAGUGCAGAUUUAUUACCAAGACAUGAAUGGUAAAAUUUCAGACAUAAAUAAAAAAAUAUUUUUAUAAAAGUUGUUUUUCUUCUUAUUUCUUAACUAAAUAUAUCUUUUUUUUUUUUUUUAAAUUUUUGACAAAGUCCUCCAUAUUAAAUAGUUUCAUUUUUUUUCUUUUUUUCAGUUAUUUUUUUUCAUUUUUUUUCUUUUCUUCAGUUAUAUUUUUUCAAUGAACUAAAAUCCUUGACUCAUAUGGACUGAGUGUUGGGGGGGGGGGUAAUGUCCUUUGCACAUAUAGAAAAGAUAAUUAAGGUCAUAUCUUCUAGGAAAAUACCUGUUAUUAAAUUCAAGUUUCCAUCAAUAUUUGUGUCAAUUUAAAACUGAAGCAAUUUUUUCCCCCCUUGUUCCAGGUGUGGAAGCCUGGAGGGUGUGGACUAAAGUCAAGCCUGUCACCAACAACAGAAAAGAGGCAGAAGCUUGUAAGUAGAUUGAAAAAAAACGAUGAGCGUGUGAGACUUUAUGUCCAAGUGUCUCAUUCACUGAUUACCGUGUGAGACUUUAUGUCCAAGUGUCUCAUUCACUGAUUACCGUAUAGAGACUUUUGUUUUCACCUGGGAAGAUACAGGAGCAAAAAUGCUACCAUUGAUUUUUUAAAUUUACUAGUAGCAUUACUAGCAAAUCAAAAUGAUUCAAUGUGCUUGAGUACUUCAAUUUUAUGUAAUUAUUGUAAUAUAAUUGGUUGUAUCCUAGACUGUUCAGGGUAUGGAACAGACCACCAUUUUAGUGCAAUCAUUUGAACAUGAAAUACAUAAUCUAUCUAUAUAUGCAUAUAUGUAGCAUAUGAAAAGAGUUAUUUCCACAUUUAUGCAGUGGAACCAUGCAUUCUUACUUUACUCAUUGGGGCCACCAUCCAUUCUUAUUGUACUCAUUGCAGCCACCAUCCAUUCUUACUUUACUCAUUGCAGCCACCAUCCAUUCUUGUUGUACUCAUUGCAGCCACCAUCCAUUCUUAUUGUACUCAUUGCAGCCACCAUCCAUUCUUGUUGUACUCAUUGCAGCCACCAUCCAUUCUUAUUGUACUCAUUGCAGCCACCAUCCAUUCUUACUUUACUCAUUGGGGCCACCAUCCAUUCUUACUUUACUCAUUGCAGCCACCAUGCAUUCUUAUUGUACUCAUUGCAGACACCAUGCAUUCUUAUUGUACUCAUUGCAGCCACCAUGCAUUCUUAUUGUACUCAUUGCGACCACCAUGCAUUCUUACUUUACUCAUUGCAGCCAUCAACUAUGACAUAACAACAACAAGCUUCAUUCAAAACUCGGCCAAACUGUUGCUCAGCCUGCAUGAGCAUCAUAAACUCACCGAUCUCAAAGUGGAAGCUGGCAAAAUCACAGACCAGAUCCGAUCUAUGACAUCACAGAAAAAGUAAGUCUGGCAGCUGAUAGCCAUCGUGGCAUCACAUCUGGUCAAUGCUGCUUGCAUGUUGUGAUGGAUCCAGAGUUAAUAAGGAGCUAGUAUUUAUUUCAGUAGCAUCAUAAGAAGACCUAAGUUGUUGGAAGGAAAUACUUCACAUAUUUUCUUAACUCAAUUGAAAAUGAUUUUAAAAAUAUCUAUUUACAUGCUCCAUAUUAACAGAAUGUGAGAAUCCAUUUAUAUUUUUUACAUGCUCCAUAGUAACCGCAUGUAAAAAUGCAUUUAUAUUUAUUUACUUGUUCCAUUGUAACAAAAUGUGAGAAUCCAGUUAUGUUUAUUAUUUCAAUUUCAUGGUUAGCUUUUCAUUGAAAAUUAUUUGAUGUUCCAACCUGACGUUUUUGACAAGGUGAAGGCUCAAUGAUUUAAAUAUAAUUUUCUGUUAACAUCUCUGAUCAGUGAUCCUCAAAUUGUUGAAGACAGGUUUCAAUGAUCCAAACAGAUCGAUAUCACAAUUUGAAAUUAUUCCAUAUCAAUUUGUUUAAAACUAUUAAUAUGUUGUAAUUGUUUGUCAUUUCUUUUAAUUGGUUUUAUAAAAGUGAAUUGCCCUAAGGUGUGAUGUCACAAGGCUUUCCGCUUAUUUAAUGUUUUAGUCUUUAUAUAUAAAAAAACAAAAUAUAUUUUUUUUUAAAUUCAAUAAACAUAGGGUUCUUGAUUCUUUUACCCAACCUAAAAAUAUUUUUUUUAUUAAAAAAUUAUCACUGAAGUGAAAAUAUUAGGGGGUCAACCAUAAAUGACAUCACAAAUCUUUCACAAAUUUUAGACACCUUAACAAUACAUCAUCACAAAGUCGUGCCCCCCUCCCCCCUUUGGAAGUGUGAAUUUAUACAUUAAUUUUUUUUUCGCUAAUGCCAUUGUAAAUUUUUACAUUAAAAUAACUUUUUACUUUUUAAUGCAGUCUAAAUGCAACAUGCCAUGUUAUAUUAUUUCAGAAACAUGGACAACAACUUGUAUAGAAAACUAUCAGAAUUUUCAGAUUUGGCCAGUGAGGUUAGUUGUAAACUUGGUUAAUGUCUCUGUUUGUCAUGGGGGGGGGGGGGUUGGCAUCCUCAUUCCAUAAUCUAUUAAUAUGAGAGUCGUCGUCCCCCCAACACCCCCCCCCCCCCCCCCCCCCCCCCAACAAAACAAUAGUUACAAUCUGUUAUGUGCAGCAAAGUUCGAUUCCUAUAAAAAAUAAAUGUAUUGCUGCAGGGGAGAGCACUACCUUUUUGUCUGGUGUACAGCUUUUACAUAAAACUAGAUUGUGGUUUGUCUUUUUUUUAUGUUAAGCAAUUUAAGUUAUAAAAUGUAUUUAAUAAGUUAACAGUUUAUUAUUCUAACAAAAUUUACCUUGUUUUUACUCUCAUUAGUUUCACUGGCAAUGUUUUAAGCUUAAAAUCUUAAGAUUUUAAAGCACUUGUUAUGAAUAAGAUAUGAAGCAAUGGUUUAAAAUAUGUCUGUGUAUUAAUCUUAGUGUUAGAGGAUUUCUUAAAAGUAGGCUUAAAUUUUAACAUUGGUCUGGCUUAUAUCUAUCAAUUUGAUUGUUUGGUUAUUUAGGUAUUUGGAUUUAAUUUUCUUUUUCAUAAUGCAAAGUGUAGAAUUAGAAAAGAGUUAGUAGUAAAACAGUCAUUUCGUUAAAAUUACAUAAUUUAUUAUUAUUUUUCUUGAGCAGAUUGCCAAUUCAAGAAAUGGGAUCAUCACUGAGGAAACUGUCUCAAAGCUCUUCAAAGUGCAAGCUCUCAGGGAUGUCCGUGGCUAACUGUCCUUGAUUGGUGUUCCAGCAGAAAGCAUACUUUUAAUUUUUUUUCAGUUUGUUAUAAAGUCAUGUCAACCUAAAAGAUGAAAGGGAGUUUUAAAGGUGUAGCGUUUCAAUAUAUAAAUACCAAAAAAAAAAAAUAAUAAUAAUCAGGACUCAGUAUCUUUUUACCAAAGUGAACAGAUAAGCUAUUUAACGUGGUGUUAGUACUAUACGGUCACAGACAGAACUGUGUAAUUAUGGUAAAUUACAUAUUCAUUUUAAAGGUUUUUAUCUCACAUUGUAAAUGUAUAAAACUUUGUUUGAUUUUUUAUAUAUAUUCUGCCUUGUUAUUAUUUUUAUUUGAUACAUAUCUUUCAUAUCUGUAAGUGUAAAAAGUUUUUUUAUUUUGCAAUGUAAUUACCUUUUCUUUGUAACUUGAUAUUAAGUAACAUGGUAAAGAAAUCCAGACAACAUAUUUAAUAUGAAAGUUAUGUGACGAAUGUUUUUAAUUUUAUUAAUUAAUUUUUAUUUUACAGAAAACUUGAUGUCAUUAUCUUUUGUGAAUGUAUUUUAAAUUCAUCAGCUUUGUAAAAAAUUAAAACAAACUUUUAUAUUCUUUUCCUACAUGAAGGGUUAACAUCACUCACGCCAUCCACAUGUUGCAAGUAAGGGAAAUAACAAAAUAUUUGCAAAAAGAUAUUUCCUUUAAUUGAAUAAAUUCUCCUUAAUUAAAAGAAAAAAUUUUGCCCUAAAAAAUUUGCUUGAGGCUGUUGGUUUUUAGUCAGACUUAAACUAAAUCAUUUCUCUGUGCAUAAAUUCUGAAGUUGUUCAGAUCACUUGCAACAAGUAAAUAGUGAGUUUUCUUUAAUAUUAGCUUAAAAACACUUAAUUGGUGUACAUACUUACAUGUUUAUUGAAAACACUUAUUUAAUAGAUAUUAUCAUCAUCAUGUCCCUUAGUCCUUGGACCGUUGGGGCGCCACAGAUGACAUGUGAACUAUCCUCCUCCAUUCGUCUCUGUCUUCUGCACAACGCACAGCAUCGCCCAGUGUUAGUUCUGUCCACUCUUUGAUGUUAUCCUCCCAUCUUUUUCUUUGUCUUCCACUUCUUCCCCCUCCUCUUGUGGUGCCCGGCAAUAUUUCUUUGGCAAGCCCUCGUUUCCUUGUUACGUGGCCGUACCAUUGUAGUUUGCGUUUUUUCAAUAGAUAUAGCUGAUGGAAAUAGAUGUGAAUCACUUCAUGAAAUGAUAAUGAUGAAGUUCAACCCGAGAUAUUAGUGUAUAUUGUACAUCUGACAUGUAAAUAAAUAAAAAGCUUUUGUUUUGACCACCAUGUAAUAGUUACAGUGAUAAAGUCUUGCCAUAAAUUUGUAUAACAAUGUUCAUAAACACCAUAAUAUCUGCCACUGUAACGUCAAGUUAGAUGUUUCUUGUGGUUUUCCACGAUUUGAUCUAGUAAAGGGAAAAUAAUAGUAUCAUAAUUUCAACCUUACAAUAGAGUGAUAUGUCUCAGUAAUCUUGUGUGUAAAGGGUAUGGGAUAAGAUUUCCAUAUUUCACCAUAUAUUUGAAGCUUACCUUAUAAAAGGCAUAGAACGUGUGUACACUAUUUCAGCAUAAAUUGGCAGUUACCUAAUGAAGGGCAAACUCUGAAUUUAAACCAAGAGUCAGAAUGAUCAAUAAAUUUAUCAUGGGUCCCUCAAAUAUAAGAAGAAGAAGGGCUUGGGUCGGGAACACUAUUUCUUCAUAAAUUUGAAGCUUACCUUAUAAAAGGCAUGGGACACGUGUACACUAUUCCAACAUAAAUUUGAAACCAGGAAGGAGGUUGGAUUUAAUUUUAUUUUUUUUAAAUUGUAAAUUCUCAAAAAUGUAAAUAUUAUUCAUAUAUAUCUUUCAGGUCAUCUUGCUUAUUUUCUUUAUUAGCAAAUCAGAAUGCAAAAUAAACGUUUCUAACUGAUUGUAUUCUGAAUUAAAAUUGCUACUGUAUGCUUCAUUAUUUGAUCAGUCCUGUCAUGCCUUUGAAACUUCAGCCUCUAUUCUUUGGUCUAGGGUCGCGGCCUGCACAACAUACGGCCCGCCAGCAACCACUUUGCAGCCCGCGAAGUGACGAAAUAUUCUUUAUUCCUAUUAUUUUCGUAAUAGCUUUCCUCCCUGUCCUAUUUUCUUUUGGCCCGCAUAAGUCCUGUCCUAUUUUCUUUCAGCCCGCACAAGUUUUUCAUAAAGUAUUACGACCCGCCUUACAUUUUGAGUUGUGCAGGCCUCGUCUAGGGUAAUUGCACUUUUAUAAAAACAGAUAUGGGAAAAUAAGAAUACUGAAAAAACAACCAUUAUUAAAGCUGUUUGUUCUUGAAUGGCAUUUUUAGUGUCAAAGCUCAUUUUUUCAUACCGGUAAUACAGUAAAACCCGUGAAUAGCACAAACCCGUGACCGAACCAAAAGUGGGGCUAUUUAAAAUAAGGAUGAUAUUCGCAGGUUCAGCCAGAAUGAUGAUCAUGCACAUAGUAAUUUGAAAGGAGAAGCCAUGUGCACUGUAGAAUAAGUUAAUAAUUUUUUUGUUUACGUCGAA